CACGAGACUUUGUACAGAAUCACAUGACAUGAAAUGCGUGGUAGGGAAAUUCCGAGCGCCGAUGAGUCAUCCACUGUUUAGGUACAAGGCAGAUUGCAGUAUUUCAUGACAUCAACCUAUUUUGACAUCCAACAUUUGGAAAAUAUGAACUCAACUUCAGUUGCUGAAAACUCCACGUUUUCCAUUAUUAACCACCAUGACUCCUCAGAAACAGAGAUGGAAAGUGAUGAAAUAGAUCCUACAUCUAUUAAUGAAGUCCGUCGUGUGAUCCAAGAUGAUACAAUAAAUGAACAGAUAUACAUGUCCAUUCUCUGGCAUGGUGGAAGACUCGGAAUGGCUUAUUACGACACAGAAACAACACAUAUUUUUAUGUUGUUGGAUGUGGUGGAGUCUGAUGAAUUCAUUUUUCUAAAGAGAAUUUUGGGACAAUACCAUCCUUCUUGUGUAGUGCUGAGUUCCAAACAAGAUGACAGACUUGUACAAAUGCUCAAGACUUUGGUUUCCACUAGGAAUGACACAGCACAUGCCUCUGUUUUAACAGAUUUUUCUACAUCCUUUUCUACAGAAGACUCAAAUAUUCUCCAGUUUCUCCCAAGCAUAGAUUUCAAUCCUGAUAUUUGUAAGAGAAGGAUUCUAAAUUUGAAUCUCCCUGGGAUACCAGAGCACUAUACAGACACCGAGAAAACACUGUAUUUCUCCUCUCUCAUCUCAUUUGACAAUAUCUCCACAAUCCGAGCAACAGGUGGGUUGUUGAAGUACCUGGAGAAAAUGAGAAUAGGUGUAGAGCUGGAGGAUCCCUCUAUCAGAGUGCCAGUGAUGGAUCUCAAGGUUAUCACAUUAGAUGAUCAAGUUGCUUUGGAUGAUACAGCAUUCAGUGCUUUGCAGAUUUUUCAUAAAGAGGCCCAUCCUUCUGUUUACAAGAUAGGACAGGGUGGAGCUAAAGAAGGCCUCAGUCUGUUUGGGUUAUUAAACAGAUGCAGGUCUCCAAUAGGAAGCAGAAAACUUAGACUGUGGUUUUUGCGACCAAUUCGUGAUUUAGAAGUACUAAAGCAGAGACAGGAAGCAGUGGCUUUCUUUGUGAAUCCUCGAAAUAUAGAAGUCUUCUCUACUCUGACAGACUGCAUGAAAAAUGUCAAGAAUAUUACUCCAGUGUUAAAAAGAAUGUACCAAGCUCAGGCCACAGUGAUUGACUGGCAUGCCUUGUACAAGACUGUUUAUCAUGCAAUUUAUAUUGGAGAUGUUUGCAGAGCCAGGCCACAGACAAUUCAUAUAUUCAAGAGGAUAAUUGAAGCUUUUAAAGACGAUCUUCACAGAAUUGCAAAUCUGAUCAACAAAAUAGUGGAUUUUGAGGAGAGUAAAGCUGAGGGCAGAUUUGUUGUCAAACCCAAUGUUGAUGCUGAAUUAGAUGACAAGAAAAGGACCUAUAAUGGUCUGCCAGAUUUCAUGACAAAAUUAGCAGCAGAGGAGCUAGAGAGACUUAGUGAUGAUAUUCAAGCAUGCAAUGUCAUAUACCUGCCACAGCUAGGAUAUAUGCUGGCAAUUCAACGGCUUGAUUACAUGCAGACAGAGGAAGAUUUUGAAAUGCCUGGUUUGGAAUUUGUGUUUUUGUCCAACAAUGUGUUGCACUACAAAAGUGCACGUACAAGAGAGUUGGACGUAGUGUUGGGUGAUACACAGUGUGAAAUAACAGACCAAGAAACAGCCAUCAUGCAUAAACUACAGAAUGCCAUCCUAGAGAGUUAUAGAACUCUGAUAGAAGUCCAGGAUUUGUCAGCAGAGCUAGAUUGCAUACUGUCACUGGCAGCAUCAGCCAAAGAAUUCAGCUAUGUCAGACCAACUGUUGUUAAUGAGGACAUCAUCAACAUAAAAGGAGGAAGACACCCUAUUCAAGAAGUUUGCUGCUGUCCCUUUGUUCCCAAUGAUACCCUCAGUAAUGAAGCCUAUGGAAAGAUGAAAGUUCUUACAGGUCCCAAUGCUUCAGGAAAGAGUGUUUACCUAAAACAGGUAGCCCUGAUAGUUUACAUGGCUCACAUUGGCAGCUUUGUACCUGCAGAGUCUGCAGUGAUUGGUUGUGUGGACAGAAUUUUUACUAGGAUAAGAACAAUGGACAGUGUUUCAGUAGGCCUGUCCACCUUCAUGAUAGAUGUGAACCAGAUGUCUGAGGCACUGAGGGAUGCCACGGAGAGGUCUCUAGUGGUGGUGGAUGAGUUUGGCAAAGGGACAGAACUGGUGGAUGGUAUGGCCCUUCUCUGUGCUUGUCUGACAUUCUGGAUAGAUAAAGGAAAGUCCUGUCCUCAUGUUUUUGUCUCCACUCAUUUUCACAGCAUCAUUCAUCAACAGCUGUUACCAGAGUCACAAAUGGUUAAGUUCAUGACCAUGGACAGCCUGACAGAGGAGGGUGAAUUACUUUUCCUGUAUCAGCUUGUAGAGGGACAUGCUAGGUCCAGCUAUGCCAGUCAUGUUGCUCUGCAGGCGGGACUUCCAGAAGAAAUUGUUCAGAGAGGGGUGAAGGUUUCUGAACUGCUGAGACGAAAUAGACCAGUGUAUGCUAUUGACAUGGUUGAUUCAGAAACUCAUUUCAAAAGAAGUGAAAUUAUAGUCAAAAAGUUCUUAGACUUGGAUCUAGAAACAGAUGAUUUAGAAAGCUUCCUUAGAGAUUUUGUUCUCCCCACCAGUGAAGGCAAGCUGUGACACUUUCAAUUCAGUGCAGAGACCAGUUUUCGUAAGAAAACUAACAUGCAGCAGACAGAAUGACAAUUAUGGCAGAUUGGUAGAUAAAAAGUGACGUUUAUAUAAUUUAUUUCUAUACUUAUCAAGUUUUCCAAAAUAAAAACAGUUACAGGUA
This is a messenger RNA of Saccostrea echinata, 2845 nucleotides long. RefSeq names its product mutS protein homolog 5-like. Gene Ontology annotation, biological process: mismatch repair; chiasma assembly. Gene Ontology annotation, molecular function: mismatched DNA binding; ATP-dependent DNA damage sensor activity; ATP binding. The record is from RefSeq and is a predicted model, not a curated record. Lineage: Eukaryota; Metazoa; Mollusca; Bivalvia; Ostreida; Ostreidae. Gene Ontology annotation, cellular component: nucleus. Bases 106 to 2691 code for a protein of 861 amino acids. The transcript has 28 exons.